GCUUGUGACUGGUCAUCGGCGGACGAAUCGUGGAAAGGGCGCAUUUUCAGUAAUUGGUGAUUGGAGAUCUCCAAAUAUUGCACUGAUUAUUGGUUACCGUGUUUUUAUUAACUUUUGUCGCGGCUAAUCUUCCUGUUUACUUUUCGAAUAAUCUAAAAGGGAAAAUAGAAAAUACAGGAGCCUGGAGCACUACAUUUUCCGAAGUCCUUGGUCGGUCGUUUGUAAUACAAGAUGUCCGUGUGCUUCUUCGUGCCUACUGAGCAAGACGCAACAGCCGUUGAAACGGAAGAAGCGGAGACAGAAUGUACCGGCGAGGAGUCACCCAUCAAUAACAUACACACUACACUCAACAACUUUUGGGCUAAAGUCAAUGAGGAUGUUAAGAAGAUUACUGCUGAGGAUUUCAAAACUCAAGUCCUACCGCUCGCUCGCAUCAAGAAAAUAAUGAAACUAGAUGAAGAAGUCAAAAUGAUAUCGGCAGAAGCUCCAGUGCUAUUUGCGAAGGCAGCCGAAAUAUUCAUACAUGAGUUGACGUUACGAGCCUGGUCACAUACUGAGGAUAAUAAGAGACGGACGCUACAGCGCAACGACAUAGCAAUGGCGAUAUCCCGAUCCGACCAAUUCGAUUUCCUCAUCGACAUAGUGCCAAGACAAGAGAUGAAGUUUAGCAGAUUGAGAGAUGAAACACCAAGAUCCACGCAACAAACUGAACAGGUGGCACAAACACACCAGCCCGCGGUACAAAAUACUACGCAGUAUGUAACACAGCAGUGCGCUCAGAUUGUUCAGCCAUCUUCAAGUACACCAGCUACAACUUCGACGAAUCCACAUCCGGUCACGUUGCUACAUCACGUUGUCAAUUCGUCGGGCGAAGUACAGAAUAUGCCGCUCCUCCUAACGCAAGCUCAAAUCAACAUGAUCCGCCUACAAGUGCAGAACAAUCCGAACCAGCCAAUCAUCAUUCAGGCACAACCACAAGGACAACAGCAAACUCCACAGAUUAUACAGGUAUCAUCACAAGCGCCACACCAACCCCAUCAGAUCUACAUCGCGCAAGUGGCCUCCAACCAAGAGGAGUCCUAGUGCCAAGCCACCACUGCGGCGGACAGUGAUUUGUGACAAGUUAUAAGUGCCAAGUGACAAGUGAAACGUUGCAUAAUCUGUGACAUAUUGUGGUGUCUGUGACAAGUGACAUGUAAUCUGUGACAAGUUGCCACUUUAGCGCUUUCGGGGAUAUAUUCGCUUUUGGACACUGAGCGCUCCAAAUUUAACAUCUUAAAUUAGUAUUCGAAGAAAAUAAAAUCAGUCUAGCAAGGCACAGAAGACUGAUCACCUACUUGUCGCGCAAGAAAAGAAAUCAGUGAAACGGAUGUAUGCAUAAUGCAUCUGCCCCUUACCUCACUAGGGGACAAGGGACCUCACUUUCACUCUAUUAGUCAUUUUAUCGUUUUUUUUUUGGUUGUCAAAGUAAACGCUAGUUUGGAGUGCUCUAGCGCUGAAAGUUCUGGCAGCACUGUGCAGAAGUUUCAUUUGUUGACAUAUUUUGAAGAUCAGUAGACAAACUUAUCUACAGCUUACGUCAAUCUCAUACAUUCGUAGUCUAUUCUAUUGAACGCUACGCUAACAGAAAACCACUUGGCUAGGGGGGCAGGCACAGCUGUACUUUGUAAGAAAGUGUGUUUUUAUUAGCACACAUUUGGUUUUCUUUUAAAUAUGCGCUAGGAAUUACAUUCUUGUUAAAACUUUGUUAAAUAGUCAAAUUAUAGGGAUCGGUUCUAAAAUGGGACCAAUAGCAGGAAAAUGGAUGCAUAAAUCAUCAACACCAUAUCUUACCGAAAUUUUCUUAAAUAAUAAAAAAUAAUGUGUUUAUUCUAAAAAAUGUUUCUUUAGUCUUAAUAAAAUGUUCAUUUAAAUCAGUCAAUUUUUAUAGUCUGAUUCAAAAGUGCUUGUAUAAAUUACUUGAAUAUAUUUUAAAUUUUCUGAAAGAACCCAAGUAAAAGAAACUAGAAACAUAAAGAUAUGCCUCAAUCCACUUUUUUCUGUUCUGCAUAAUAAAUGUAAGAUUAACAUUAAGAUUUUUAAAUGUAAAAAAAGUAUAUUUUUUGUUCUUUUUUAACUAAAAAAACUCAAUAUCCUAAAAAAACAGUUUCAUGUGAUAACUAUAUUAUGGACGGUGCAAUUAUUUAUUAUAAUGUACAGAUGUUAAUGUAUCUGACAAUGUUUUGUUAGUCUUCAUUAAAGUAUGAUUUUUAAAA
Colias croceus (clouded yellow) is the source of this 2255-nucleotide messenger RNA. It is a transcript of the gene Nf-YC, whose product is annotated as nuclear transcription factor Y subunit gamma. Gene Ontology annotation, cellular component: CCAAT-binding factor complex; nucleus. The coding region runs from base 232 to 1083 and encodes 283 amino acids. Gene Ontology annotation, molecular function: protein heterodimerization activity; DNA-binding transcription activator activity, RNA polymerase II-specific; DNA binding. Gene Ontology annotation, biological process: regulation of DNA-templated transcription. The transcript has 8 exons. NCBI's taxonomy places the organism in Eukaryota, Metazoa, Arthropoda, Insecta, Lepidoptera, Pieridae. The record is from RefSeq and is a predicted model, not a curated record.